This is a messenger RNA of Paralichthys olivaceus (Japanese flounder), 816 nucleotides long. Its product is annotated as dynein light chain Tctex-type 3. Gene Ontology annotation, cellular component: cytoplasm; cytoplasmic dynein complex. The record is from RefSeq and is a predicted model, not a curated record. Gene Ontology annotation, molecular function: dynein intermediate chain binding. NCBI's taxonomy places the organism in Eukaryota, Metazoa, Chordata, Actinopteri, Pleuronectiformes, Paralichthyidae. Gene Ontology annotation, biological process: microtubule-based movement.
UUUAUCUGCGCUCGUUGUCUCUGAACCACCGGAAGUGCUCAGCGACAACAAUCUGAACAACAGACAGAAGAACAGACGUUUGUGUCUGUGGUGGAAACGAUGGAGGAAUUUAACUCUGGAGAAGAGGUUGUGUUCAAUGCUGAUGAAGCCACUGUCUCAGUUAAAGAGUGUAUCGAAGGUGUCCUCGGAGGAACGGAUUAUAAUCAGAAUAAAGUGAACCAGUGGACGGCCAGUAUAGUGGAGCACUCUCUGACACACCUGGUGAAACAGGGACGCACGUUCAAAUACAUAGUAAACUGUACCAUCAUGCAGAAGAGCGGUGCUGGUCUCCACACGGCCAACUCCUGCUACUGGGACACUGCCACUGACGGAAACUGCACAGUCAGGUGGGAGAAUCGAACCAUGUACUGUGUGGUCAGUGUGUUUGCUGUGGCGCUGUGAUGGCGGCACACAGCUGUGUCCUGCUCUUUCAUCUAAAACUGCCGCACUUUGACCAAGAAGCCAGGAAGAUCCUCAGGUGGACGUCAACUACAAGUGGCUGUUUUUGUCCCGCAGACAGGAAAUGCGUAACGUCAAGAGUUGUGAUACUGGAGCCUGCGUUUGGUGGGUUCGUCUCUGAGGAUAAGUUGCAAAGUCAUAGUCAGUGUUAGUGGUAGUUUUGUUUUCUAAAUAUCGUGAUCCAUCAGCUUGCAUAUUGUCCAAUGUCUCUAAUCUUUCCUUGAAUGUCGAACCUGAUUUGUCCUUGUCCUUCGUUACAUUCCAGAACAAACAGGACUGAACGAUUACUAGAAUAAAGUUUACCAUUAAUUAACGUGA